This is a messenger RNA of Phaedon cochleariae (mustard beetle), 714 nucleotides long. The record is from the annotation of a GenBank genome assembly. Lineage: Eukaryota; Metazoa; Arthropoda; Insecta; Coleoptera; Chrysomelidae.
AUGGCAGCUGCAUCCGUGCAGACAUUUCUAAAUUCCUUCAAUAACAAAAUUGAACCACCAGUCAGACAACAUCUCAAAAAUGUUUACGCUUGUCUGGCAAUGUCCACAAUGGCUGCCGCUAUUGGGGCAUCAGUCCAUCUUUUCACAAACAUACUCCAAGCAGGAUUCCUAUCUGGCAUAGGGGCUCUGGUAUGCUUCUUCCUUCUGAUGAGCACACCAGACAACAAUGGAAAGGAAAUGACAAAGAGGGUUGGGUAUCUUUUGGGCUUCAGCUUCCUCACUGGAGUAGGAAUGGGCCCCCUUCUGGAGCACGUCAUCCUAGUUAAUCCCAGCAUCAUAGUUACAGCAUUCUUUGGAACAUCUGCUGUUUUCGUAUGCUUCUCUGUUUGCGCCAUGCUGUCAGAAAGAGGAAAAUGGCUUUACCUUGGAGGAACUCUGAUGACUAUGCUCUCUGCUUUGAUGGUUCUUUCUCUAGCCAAUCUGUUCUUUGGCGCUGUUUGGAUUUACCAAACCCAAUUGUACUUGGGGCUGCUUGCUAUGUGUGGAUUUGUUCUAUUUGACACUCAAGCCAUCAUUGAGAAACGCAGAAUGGGAAACAGAGAUUUUGUUGCACACUCCUUGGAUCUGUUUGUUGAUUUCAUUGGGAUCUUCAGGAGGCUGCUGAUCAUUUUGACACAGAAGGAGGAGGAAUCGCGCAAGAAACGCAGGGACUGA